This is a messenger RNA of Dovyalis caffra, 1020 nucleotides long. Lineage: Eukaryota; Viridiplantae; Streptophyta; Magnoliopsida; Malpighiales; Salicaceae. The record is from the annotation of a GenBank genome assembly.
AUGAUGAAACUAUUUGAUGCACACUGUCACCUGCAAGACCCCAGAAUCCUUGACAAGACACCUCAACUCAUUGCCACUGCCCUUGAUACUGGCAUACUCCGUUUUGCUGUUAAUGGGGUCUCCGAGAAAGAUUGGGACUUGGUUAAAGAGAUGGGUGAGAGCUAUCCGUCUGUCAUCCCCUGCUUUGGUCUCCAUCCCUGGUUUAUUGAGGAGAGGACUCCUAAUUGGUUCAACAAACUUAAAGAGUUGUUUGAGACCACUCCCUCUGCUGCUGUUGGAGAGAUUGGUUUGGACAAGGGUUCAUAUCGAAAGAAGAUUGAUUUCAAUGAUCAGGUUCAAGUAUUCCGCAGACAGCUUGAACUUGCAAAAGAGUUGAAUAAACCAGUAUCUGUCCACUGUGUUCGUGCUUUUGGUGAUCUUCUUGAGAUAAUGAAAAGUACAGGACCUUUCCCAGCUGGUGUCAUUCUUCAUUCUUUCCUUGGUUCUGCUGAGAUGGUUCCUGAGUUUGCCAAGCUUGGUGCUUACUUUUCAUUUUCUGGGUUUCUCAUGUCCAUGAAAAAACAGAAGGCAAUGAAAAUGCUGAAAGCGGUAUCUUCUGAUAGGAUUUUGUUGGAAACAGAUGCACCUGAUGCCCUGCCAAAUGCAGAUUUUGGUUCCUUGUUUCUGGUUGAUGGAGGUAUUUUUCAUCCUGAAAGGAUUCGUUCCGAAGGAGAAAAUUCUGCUUCAAAUGCUGACAGUCUCCAUGAUGAUGAUUCCCAUCCUUCGAAAGAUGCAUCAGCAUUGCCAAGAGAAACACCUAAUCAUCCUGCAAACAUUCACAAUGUCCUAAGUUAUGUCGCAUCCUUACUAGACACCACCAGAGAAGAACUUGCAGAACUGAGCUAUGCAAAUGCAGUACGUCUUUUCUCUUAUGAAGGUUCCAAGCUUCAAAAAUUACCUGCUGAUCACUUUGACGAUAUUGAUGUGAGUGACGAUAUCGACCGUGACCUUGAUACGGAGCUGGAGCUUCUAACUAGAUGA